Fonsecaea monophora is the source of this 5094-nucleotide messenger RNA. RefSeq lists its product as hypothetical. The record is from RefSeq and is a predicted model, not a curated record. Gene Ontology annotation, cellular component: nuclear pore. The transcript has 2 exons. Bases 1 to 5094 code for a protein of 1697 amino acids. Lineage: Eukaryota; Fungi; Ascomycota; Eurotiomycetes; Chaetothyriales; Herpotrichiellaceae.
AUGGACAGUCUCUCGCGCCUACAAGGUCUCCAUGCUGACCUUGUCGCCUUUACCGAAACGCGACUCGCCAACAUCGACCGUCUAUGGCAGGAACUAGAAGACAGCAUUCAGGAUUUCAGGAAACUGUUGGACAAGACCGCACCAACUGCUGCUGACCGAGAGUCCUAUAACAAUGGUGUGAUACAUUUUGGUCCUCCUGGUGACUCAACCACUGAUUCAUGUGCAGGGAAACUCAAUGUUAUCGACCAGGAAUACGCCGUCAACGAUGAAUUCAAGCAUAUCAGCCGGGCCAUUGCAACCACCCUUGACCUAGACGAAAUCGAGGCCGGAAGACUGCUCAUCCAGAGUCAGACCGAUAUCCACACCACAGAGGACACGUUUGUGAUGGAUGUGGUGAGCAAGUUUCAUAAUCGCAGAGACCUCCUGCUCCAAUCCCUCCGAAUUACCCUCCAACAGUCACUCAGUUUAGAGCCUGACGAUGGGGUCAGACGAGUCUUUGAGACCACUGUUGCCCGAGUUUUGGAGAUUGAUGGCGGUGUGUCCAAUAACGGGUCAAUUUACGCCAGGAAAUGCCUCAGCACAUUGGAGGAUAUUGAGAAGCUACAAGCCAAAGUGGCAGACGCACUUCAGAGUAAAGCACUCCUAGGUGGACCACGGGGGCCCGAGUUUUAUGCCACCCUUGAAUUUCAGCGAGACAGUCUAUUCAAACAGCAUGAAGCACUGGCUUGUAUUCUCGCGUAUUUGUUCCAAGGAGACUAUACCAACCAGGAAGAUCUGCGAAAGCUCCACGGUGUUCUGCCUCGCUGGAAUCGCCUCGAUCUUAAUCUCGUCCACUAUUUGCCCGCAUUUUCCGCAGCAUUUCGGCAAUACGGCUCUCCCGGGAGCCACCUUUCUCAAGAGAGCACUGCUUCCCUCGACUCUGUAUUUGGCUCACUGCCACAAGAUGCUUCCUCAGCGCCCAUCAGGCCAUUCCAGGCGGUGUUAAGUCUCUGGUGGACUGUUGAAUAUAGCGGGCAAUUCCGCGACCUGUCCGACCAGGACGCUGGUUCCGACAAACGAGCGAAUGCAGUCAAGGCAGCAUUGAAGGAGGAUGCCUUGGAAUUUAUGCUUGCAAUAUGUACAAGCACCAACUCAGAUGUCUGGCGACAUCCUGCCCGGCAGGAGCUGGUGGCUCUGCUUCUCAGCGACACUUCAAGUUUUGCGCUCGAAGGCGAGCAGACGUCAUCCUAUUUUCGGUUGCAAUUCAUGCAAUCCCUGGAGAAUUUCACAGAGGCAUUCAUUUCGAACAUGCCGGACUCAAUACGAAAACUCAGGACCGAAGAAGACGACCAAAGGUUGAAUCAGCUGACAGCGAUGCAAGAAGGCUUACCCCCUGCUAAUCAAGGUACAAGCGUGAGCAAGCUCCACCUGGAAUGCUUUCUCAUUCUCAUCUCGUUCGCCUUCGAAGGCAGACCUGAGGCUGCAGAGCAAUGGUGGGAAGACCCCGACAGUAACUUGUAUGGCUUCCUGCAGUGGGCAUCCCGCCGACAAACUGUACCAAGGGUGAGCGCUUUCUGCGAACUCUUAUGCUCGAUUUCAGAAGAGCAGGAGUGUGCGGAAGCUGCCCACAAGUUCUUGCUGGACGACUCACAGCCUGCGCCCACACGUGGUAGACGCAUUCCGUCCAUGAACUAUCAACAGAUCUUUGCCGAGUUGGAACUUUAUGCACAGAAAGUCCAUGAACGUCCUAUCACAUCCCAACUGCCCAAUGUGCGAAAGAUUCAGCCUACCGAUAUGAACGAGCUGGAGAGCCCUGUCAUGCUCUCGUGUUAUCUGCGCUUACUCGCUCAUCUCAGUCGACAGCCCGGUGGAACGCGUCAGUACAUUCUACAAACCGUCACCCCCGCCUUCCCGCAGGCUCUCCUGCUUCUCAGUUCCGGUCCGGUCCCGAGUUAUCUAAGAGCAAGUGUGUUUGCAGCAUUGGACGCGCUGCUGACUGACAAAACUGCUCAAACGGCGGGCGCCCUGUGGCAGAUCGUGGACGACUGGGCCGCAAACAGCCAUGACAGAGCCCGACCAAGCGCUAGCAAAACGAUAGCGCCCCCCAAGCCAACUCUACUCAACCUACAGAGCACCCUCAAUUCACUAGCGAUGUCAUUUGAUCAGUAUGACGCCUUUGUCGUAUUCCUCCGGGAUCUAGUCGCUCCGUUACCUUCCACAGGGCUCGGGAUGGAUUUGCUUCCAUUCCCCAAAGAUCUUGGAGCAUCAUACCGAGCCCCCGGAAUAACACCCUACAUCGACUUUGUAUGCGGACAAAUCUUUGCCAAGGCUCUCCCGGAAGUUACUGAUGAGCUCCAACGAUCAAUCGGCUCCUUUCAUUGUCUCGAGUUUGUGGCGGUGGGCCUCGAGGGAUUCAACGAAGACUACGUGGCGAUGCUUGACCGAACGACAAUCGCCAACGAUGCUCUUCAAGAAAUGCCUGAGGUGGCAUCGUAUGCUCAACGAAGUCCGUUUGCGAGAUUAAUGCAGUGGAUCCUUGGCAGCGAGAUGAACAAGCCAUUAAUGGAAACUCUGCGCGUGCCUGGAGAAGCUGUAGAGGCGGCUCUCCUGGACUCACCUUUGCUUCUCAGUCUACAACGUUCAAUCGACAUCAUCAACCGGGUGCUUGACCUGCAGCCCACCUUUUUUGACAUAGUGCGACCACUGGUCCAGUCUCACUCGGCACACGACGGCCCACUUGCUCGUCCCAAUCUGAACAGCCUAGAAGACAGUCUGGCUGCCAACCCGGAGAUUGUGCUCAGGCUUUGCCAAUUUUCUGCUACUGGGCAUUCGGAGCUCGCCCUUCGCGCUCUGGCUCUGCUGCAGAAGAUUUCCAGCUCUCCAAAGCUCAACAACCAUUUCCUGGCUAGCGAUCCGACCCUCGGGCGAACGCGGAGAAUUGUGGACAUGUUGGGCCCUGAUCCAGCCUUCGAACUCGAGCCAAUAGCAAGAAAUCUGUCUGCAAGGCUGCAAUUCGAGGUCCGAGAGCUUGAGGAAGGGUUUGGGUCGGUCAGCUAUCUUCUCAAAGACGGCAUUCUGGCGUUCUUCAACGCGUGCCUCGAAACGCAGCCCGACCUUCCAAACAUCGCGCACCUGCUGAUAGGCUUCGCGAGACUGGGCGAACGUUUGACCAUUUCUGACUCGAUCGAUGCAGCGACAGCCGUUUUCAACACCAUUGUCGAUUUAGCACAAAAUUAUCCCGAUGAUGAGGGUGGGAUCAUGUCAUCCUGGUUGAUACACAUGAAAGCAGCCGCUCUGCGUGUGCUGAGACACCUCUGGUCGUCUCCGAUAUCUAGAACAAUUGUUGUUGGGCAACUACGCCGGUUUCAAUUCUUACAAUCUUUGUACAUCAGCCUACCGGUCGUCAACCAACAAACUCUUUGGGACGGCAACAGUGUGCUUGCCCCGGCUUUCUGGUACACAACAUCAGCAGAAGCUCUUGCCGAGUUUCUCACAUUUCGGGCGUCUCUGUACAAUUACACUGUUAGUGAAAUACGAUCGGCGGCGAAAGAUGGGCUGUCGACAGUUCUACGACAGACCUUGUCAACUCUACAAGGCAAGACUACAAACGUGGACGGCAGUAUCAUCACUAACCCUGAUGUAUUUGCCCUUUUUGACUUCCUCGAGCUCGAUCUGUCCACCAAUCUAGAGUUGGACCCUCAAUUCUAUGUAGGAGUUGACUUCGAGGUCUAUUUAACAGACGUCGCAGAGGGUCAGUCCAGCGUCUACGAUAUCAAGAUGAUCCGCGAGUAUCUCCAUGCUUAUCGAGCCGACAUCAUCAAGAAUCAAGCCACGGCUCCCAGCAGUAGUAAAAUCGACGAGCAAUUUCUGAUUGACGAAGCCGAUGCCAUACUGGCCACAAUCGAAGCUCGAAAUAGGUCCAUCCUUGCCCAUAAAGCCAGAAGCGAUGCACUACACGAGUACAUUGAAAUGAUCAUCGCUAUCAUUGAAGCGUGUCCCAUGGAGCCGACAACCAAAGCGCAAUUUAUCUUACAAAUGCUCCAGGCCAUGCUGCCGAAGCUCGAUGUUUUUAUCGUCGAUGGCAGGGCUGAUGUGAUGGAACUGGCCCGAGCUGCUGACGCCUUACUCUUCUCCCUCUCCCAAACAGACCUUUCAAAUGCCCACAUGAAUAAUCUCAUCACAGAGAAGUUAUUCCAGCUCUUCCGCGCCUCAGUCGAAGGCAUCGCAGCAUCUAGCUCCAACACCAAUUUGAGGACGGUAUUCUACAGCAUUUGCUCACAGUACUUGAGUCGUAUCACGUCUUCGGCUGGUGGCGCCUCGGAUGCCGACGCCAAAGCUAGACGUAACAGUAUGGACUGUGUGCGAUCAGCGAGUCAACGGGUCGUGCAAAUCUUGUGUGAUGAUGCAGAAGAUGGAGUGGACGCCUGCAGGCUAAAUGCUUUGAAUCUUUUGUCGUUCCUUACUUCCCUGGCACGCUCAGAGAAGUCCAGCUUCGUGCUCAAUUCAUUCGUCAAUGCCAAUGUGCUCCAGAUCCUCGUCGAUCCCCUGAAGCACGUCGCGGCUGAGUUUCAGAGCUCGGAACCAGUUUAUCGCCGCUAUCUUCUCUCCGUCUUCGAAGCGCGCAUGUUUCUCCUUCUACAACUCUCACGCACCCGGGACGGCGCAGGAGCUCUCCUCGAUGCAGGCCUCAUGUCUGCCGUUCGCGACUCCAGUCUUUUCCGAGCGGAUCCCGAUCUCGGCAUCUCGAUUCCUUCUACUUCUGGCGACGCGCCCGAAUCCAACAACCAUGCUGCCGAUUCCGCUCUAUCCGCCCUCCGAACGUACUAUGUCCUCCUAACAUCGACCCUCCGCGUCCUUCUUUCCGCUUUCCUCUCCAGAGGUGCUCAAAAUGAGCAAAUUCAAUAUCUCGCCCGGUCCUUUCUGACGGAAUAUCGACCGAACAUGGUGGGUGUGUUCAAAAAGCACGCAGGCGUAAGUGGCAAAGUGGACCAGGUACUGAGGCCAUUGGUGGAGGAAUGUGUGCGGUGCUAUACCGGCCUGGCAGCAUUAUCAGGUUUUAUGGAUUUUGAAGAUCAGGCAGGACUAGAUCCUGGACGAGACGCUGGAUUCUCGUAA